Abrus precatorius (Indian licorice) is the source of this 949-nucleotide messenger RNA. RefSeq lists its product as uncharacterized. NCBI's taxonomy places the organism in Eukaryota, Viridiplantae, Streptophyta, Magnoliopsida, Fabales, Fabaceae. The transcript is spliced from 4 exons. The coding region runs from base 159 to 557 and encodes 132 amino acids. The record is from RefSeq and is a predicted model, not a curated record.
AAAAAAAAGAGAAAAAAAAAAGGUUGGAUCGAAUACAACUCUGGAAGCAAAAUUUAAUGAAGGUGUGAGUCACUGACAACGUAGGUUGUUGGGAAAAGAGAAGAAUCAAAUGGAGUGAAGAAGAAGAAGAAGAAGAAGAAGAAGAAGAAGAAGAAAGAAUGGUGGGGGGGAAAAGAAGGUCUUUCUUAGUGGCUCUCGCUUUUCUAAUGUUAAUGGGUAUUGCCGUUUAUUUCAGGCUUUGGGCUAUUCAUUACAAUAUUUCUUCUGAUGACACCGAGCUUUUAAGGCGACAGUUUGAUAUUGCUAACAGGGAGGCAAUGGAUGAAUCUGCUGAGUGGAGGCUAAGGUAUGAUGAGGAGGUAGAUAGGGGAAAAAAGUGUUUACAGCAACUUCAAAAGUUUCAGGAGUCCUCUCAGAAGGGGGAGGAUGCUUCUGGCAUUAACCAUAAACUGGCAAUACUGCAAAAGGAGAAUGGGGUCUUGCUUGAAAGGGUGGAAACAUUAAAAAGAGAGCUUGAAGAGGAAAAGUUGAAGUGCAGUUCACGGUACAUGAACUGAUCAUGAAAGCACUGACGUGAAGUGUAGUUUUUGUCACUUCAUUCUCAAGUGAUUUAUUCUUGAGCACAAGUAUUUCAAACAUAUUUGCAGCAUACAACUUUCACCUUAGAGACAUGGGCCGUCAAGGAAAUGGUACAUGAGUCAUACUAAUCAGUUCCCCCCUUUUUGGGAGUUUACGUUAUCCAUUGUACUUAAUUAUGGAAAAACCAUUUUUUUUAAUCUCUGGAUGUGCCUGAUAAGUUACUUUCUUUAAAGAAGAAAGGGUUACCCUUAUCCUCUGUAUUGUGUAUAAUGAAUGGGCGCAUCUAGCUAAUACAGCUUGCAUUUGGUUAAUUAACAUUUACACUUUUUAUUGACUAAUAUGAUGCCCUAUAAUAAAAUUCAGAACUUGC